Messenger RNA from Andrographis paniculata, 2004 nucleotides. RefSeq lists its product as uncharacterized. The record is from RefSeq and is a predicted model, not a curated record. Bases 284 to 1726 code for a protein of 480 amino acids. The transcript has 10 exons. NCBI's taxonomy places the organism in Eukaryota, Viridiplantae, Streptophyta, Magnoliopsida, Lamiales, Acanthaceae.
UUUAGUAUAUACAAGAUGUGCAAACCAGACAGGUGCGUCGCGGGCUCUGCUGGAGGAGUCAAACAGGAACUCGCCAUGGCUGACCAGACUUCGAUUCAAUGAAGUUAAGAAGCGGCACUUUUUUUUCAUCGGCACCAAAUCCAUUGAUUUCUGAAGUGGAAUCACGUACAGUUUCCUAGACAUCUCUCUCUCUAUCUCCACAUAAAUGUGACGGAGGAGGGAGGGGGAUUGCGAUUUCAGCUCGCGAUUGAGAAUUUCUUCGGAUCUCUCUACUUUAGAGACGAUGGGAGUGUGCGUGUCGAAGCCCAAGGCGUGUGUUGGAAUGAAAGGGAAAUUGAAGAGGAAGCGGAAUCGGCAGAGAACGAGGCGGAUUAAGAAGGCUCACUCUGCUAAUAAUCGAAAUAGGGUCGAGCCAUCGAGUCAGAGAGAUAUUUCUUUCAGCAAUCCUGCAUUCCAAGGGAAUAGUGACUCAUGGUAUGAUCCCGACAUCGAAAUCGAUUCCGACGGGGAGGAUGAAUUUUACAGCGUUCAAGAUGAUGUGUCCCAAGCUGGAUCCUUAUCCAAUGUUGUAACUCCGAGAUUUUCCAACAAUGUCGUGGGCGGCGGCAACAGCACUGAUUCUCAGCUGAGCUCUGAUGAUCCUCAAAAUGAGGUGAAAAAUUCAGUUUCAUUUGAUAAGUCCUCUGUUCAAUGCGAUGGUGAAAAUUCCAACACAGCAGCAUUGCACAGCUGUGGGUGUAUAUCGAAUACUUGUCUCCCUUGUCUUGCUUGCGACGAAGACUCUGAUGGGAAAAAAAAACCUCCGACUGUCGGAGGUGCAAUCAUAAAGAAGAAAUUAUCGUUUACACCUUCUCUGAAAUGGCGAGAAGGGCAAGAUAAUCCCGUCUUGCCAUCACCAAAGGCUAUUGUUCAAAGACCGAUAGCCGGGUCUCAAAUUAUGCGAUCUUCAUUGGAGAAGAAUGUACCCGAGAGUUGGUCUCAAAUUGAGCCAAAUAUGUUUAAAGUACGUGGACGAAACUAUACUAGAGAUAAAAAGAAAGAAUUUGCUCCAAACCACGCUGCAUAUAUUCCUUUCGGCGUGGAUGCCUUCUUAUGUCCCCGCAAGAUCGAUCACAUUGCUAGAUAUGUUGAACUCCCUGUUGUUGAUUCUCCCGGAGAAGUCCCCCCUAUUCUUGUUGUAAACCUUCAGAUUCCUCUUUACCCGGCCACACUCUUUCAAAGCGAGUACGAUGGGCCCGGAGUGAGCUUUGUUUUCUAUUGCAAACUUUCGGAGAAUUUUUCACUACUUCCAGUUCAUUUUCAAGAAAACAUAAAGAGGAUAAUUGCCAAUGAAACUGAGAGGAUCAAAGGCUUUGCCAUGGAUACAAAUGCGCCCGUACGGGAAAGAUUAAAGAUCUUAGGCCGUGUGGUAAAUGUCGAGGAUCUUCAAUUAGGUGCUGCCGAGAGGAAACUUAUGCAGGCUUACAAUGAAAAGCCGGUUCUUUCGCGCCCUCAGCAUGAGUUUUACUUGGGAGAAAAUUAUUUUGAGAUCGACUUAGAUAUCCACAGGUUCAGUUACCUCGCACGGAAAGGUUUUGAAUCGUUUCAUGACAGAAUCAAGCACUGUGUUUUCGACUUUGGUCUUACUAUUCAGGGAAAUAAGCCAGAGGAUCUUCCCGAGUGUAUUCUGUUCUGUCUGAGAUUGAAGGAAAUCAACUACACUAACUAUUGCCAACUGAGCUUCUGAAUCGAACUUUUUUAACUUGAGAGGUAUGUUUUGGGGCUUGUCUGGUCCCGACAUGGACGGGGAGGCUCUUGUUUUUGUAUUGUCAAUGGAAGGAAGGGUUCCGACAUAUCAGUCUGUGCUACUGCUUCCCAACUGUACAGUGCUGAUAUCAGAGGAGUGAGUGUACAGAUUUAUACUGAGAUUGUAACGAAUUAAUGUUAAAAAAACUUUAAAGUCACAUUCUUUCAUGGUCAAUAAAUAUAAACGAUCCAUCCGUUCAUCGUUUGGGCAUUGUGAUA